Molecule: messenger RNA, 1233 nt
Organism: Acanthamoeba castellanii str. Neff
Lineage: Eukaryota; Discosea; Longamoebia; Acanthamoebidae
Product: Fbox domain containing protein
Exons: 12
Coding region: 1-1233 (410 amino acids)
Molecular function (GO): protein binding
Source: RefSeq, a predicted model, not a curated record
AUGGAGGCGAGUGAGGACGAAGUUGAGAGAAAGCUGAAGACGAUGGAACAAGCGGAGGAGGAGCAGGGCGAGGCACCAGUGCCGAUGGAAGUGGGCGAAAGGAGAGGCUCGGUGGUGUGCGGCGGCGUGCAGAUGCCCACCGAGCUGUGGCACCAGGUGUUCGCGCACCUCGACCACGUCGCGCUCUGCCACACCGUGAGCCUCGUCUGCUGGGACUGGUAUCACCUGGCCAACUCCAAUGCUCCCUGGCGCGGCGCCUUCCAGCGCAUGUGGCGCCUCCCCUCAAACACGCCCGAAGGCCCCGGCACGCCGACCUGGAAGGCGCGCUUCAAGCGAGUUCUCAACGUAGAAACCAACUGGAGGAACAAGAGGAAGAAGCAGACGGUGCUGAAACUACGAUGCGGUAAGGUGAUGAUGGUCGAUUUCAACGAUCAGUACCUGACCUCCGCAUCCGAGGACGGAACUGUGCGACUGUGGGAUCUGGCCGUGGAGAGUGGGGAGUGCAAGGCGACCAAGGAGAGGAUCCUGCACGGGCAUCACAGAUGGGUCAACUGCGUGCAACUGGACGGCAAGUGGCUCGCGAGCGGAGCAGACGACAUGGCCAUUCGCUUGUGGAACAUCGCCAACCCGGUGGAUUCGUCGGCCAUAGAGGAAACAGCGCUUACGAGAAAUGGAAUCUUGGCUUCGUGCAGUGCGGACCGAUCCGUGAUAUGUUGGGACGUGGAGACGAAUCAGCCGAUGCAACGCUUGCGAGGACACCUCGACGGCGUGCUCGAUCAACUCAGCGUGCGUGGGCUGAGUCUAUCGGACGACGGCAACGUGAUCGUAUCCGGAUCCUACGACAAGACGUUGAAGGUCUGGGACCGCAGAGCGGGCAUCGCUCAUCGUACGCUCGAAUUCAAGGGGCCAGUGUCAUGUCUUCACCUAUCUGAUUCGCACGUGGCCGUGGGAACGUACGCCGGCGAAGUCCACCUCUACGACUUCCCUUCCCUGCGCACGGUCAGCAUAAGUAACCGUCAUGGCCGGGUGUGGUGCGUCCAGUACGACCCAGUGCGCGACAGACUGGUGAGUUCGAUGACAUGGGUCAGGACGGACUGGCCUAAGUCGGGCACCUACGCGAUCGAAGCGCCGGCGGCCAUCUCGACUGACGGCAUCAACAGCUUCAAGUUCAACGACCAUCUGCUGGUGUCUGGCGGCUAUGCGGAGGUGACCAUGUCCAACUAUGACAUUUAG